UUUCACCCCAAGAUGGCGGUCGUGUCAAUUCUGUAUGCCAUUUCAAGUCAUCGUUAAUCUCACCAUUAAAAUUGGACUCAGAGUGUGCAAACUUAACAUAGAAGAUCACAGGAAUGCCGACUGUAGAUAAAGUAGGGAAGUAUGAGAUAGAUGGACAAAAGAACCCGGGAAAUAAUGAGACGCCAUCUGCACCACAAAGUGGUCAAAAUGUCAGCUGGAGUCUUAGUAAAAGCAAAAAGUCGCCAUUGGAGAGGUCGGCGUUCAGUGAAACAGAUCUGAAAGCAAAACUAGCUGCAAAGGAGGAAGGUGUUCCUUUAAAAGGGAAAGUUGUAACUCAUUAUUCCGAGAGUGAUGUACAGCUGGCAAAGUUGGAUGUUCCCUUAUUCGAGGACUCAAGAUCAGAAAUUAGUGGAAGUUCUGGUUUGGCAAUUGUGCCUUAUUUUGAUGGAAGAAGUUUAGUGUCGCAAGAGAGUGGACAAGAUCUUGUCCUUGCGCACCAUGAGGUAGCUGCAGUGGAAAUUCACGACAAGGACAAAUUGGAAGAAGGGAGAGGUACAUUUCUCUUUAUAGUUAACAGCCUUCAUUCAUCUCAGGGCUACAAUCAUUCAAGGGACACAAAUACCGGUUUAAACUAAGAAAUGCUCCUAUUAUUUUUGUAUUUGAUAUAUUCAGUGAAGGUAUACCUCUCAUUACUGGCAUUUUGUCUUCAUGUACACUGGAGAUCCUGUGAAUGGAGGUUCCACUGUACAUGUAAGCCUACAGACACCUCCAAUUGUGAUCUCAACAGUUGAUGUUGACCCCCUGGACUGUUUUAAAAGCUGAAACAGAUGUUUGCACUCUAAGCAAACAAAUUCAUCAGGACCUAGUAGUUCAAAGGGCUGGUAAUACUAUCCCCUGGAUGCACCGCCAUCCAGCAGAUACAUAGGUGGUAACAAAAGUUAUGCACUAUCCUCCUGAUACAGUGGAAAGUGUUCUCCACCCUUUGAUAAGGGUCUGAUUGACUCAUAUCUUGCCUGGUUAUGACCCCAGGGACCUGUUUCAUGAAAUUUUCAGUACACUUUAUAUUUUAAAAUCUAAAUGUAGGAAUUUUUUUUAUUUUCAUCUAGGAUAUGAUGUUGCCCAAGUACCAGAUAAUGAAUAUUAAUACAUAUGAUAAAAAGUGUUCCCAGGGUCUAAUUUUGCAUGAUAUAAAUUAUUCAUACACUAAUGUUAUCAUGUAAUGUCAUUAAUACACUUUUAAUUAAACUUCUCCAGACAUUGUUCCUUCACUCCCAGAGGGAUGGCCACAAUUUAGAAACAGAUCAUGGCGACGCAGAAGCUGCGAACUGGUGAAAAGUACAUCCUCAUGUGUUAGGAAAGCAGUUUCCCAUCUACAUAAACUGCAAGACCUGAUUGAUGCAUUCUACAUGACUGAUCUUCCAGAUGAAAAGGAAAAAAAUGGCAGGCAAAGAUCCAGUGUAGUAUUAGGUAAUCCAGAACUGCUUUAAGCAGGUGACUGUAUUAAAAUAGGCAUGGCCCUAAGUACUACUAUAGGGAAUAAGAAAAUCAUGAGGUUCCUUCAGAAAUUGUGCACAUCAGCCACUCUAUCACCAGGCUACAGUAGAAUCAUGCAUGUAAUUUGGAUGUGCAAGUUUAAAGGGAGUCUACAGAGGCCUUGUGCACUUAUUGGUUUUUUUUCUUUUUUAACACAAGUUCUUUUGAUUAGGUGUCAAAUGUGUUGGUGGUAUAGCAUGAGGUUUUGUCCUCACCACAAAAGUUUAAUGUCCAAAUUUUUAAAAAAACCUCUGGAUUUGCCUCAGCUCAUUGUUAUAUUAUGUUACAUGUAUGUACUAUAAAACCCUUCGGAUUUGAGAAAUUGCAGCAGGAAAUCAUACAAUUGUUUUCCUUUCAAACAAGUCAUGAUACAUUUGAUCUAGACUUAUCAAAACUCCAGCUAAUGUCUUAUUAUAUUUUGUUUCCAGACUUAGAUGCUAAGGAUAAAGAGGAACUAUUAGAAAGUCAAGGUCCUCUUGAAGAUUCAACCCAUUUAUCCUCAGCUAGUAGCCAUGGCAGACGCAUCCGCUGGCUUCUUAGCUCAGCAUCCCUUGGUAACAUUGAUGAGGAAAUGACAUCAGUUGAACCAAGGCUGGAGUCCUCUGCCAGUGGUGCUACUUUAGAGGUCAGGAAUACAUGUAUAUACAACUUAUAAGGAAGUAAAAGCAUGGUAAUUACAAGGAUACCAAGAAUUUUAAUUAAUUUUGUCAUUUCAAGAAUGGAUCAACAUUUUUAUAUCAAAAUCUAUUUACAUGAAUUAACGAUUAGGCAGUUGGUGGAGUUUGAAAGGCAGGCAGGAAGAAUAGUCCACUUUACAGUUGUGUGCUUGGUUGCCAAGCUUUUGAACAGGAACGAAGCUGAGGGUGACCUUGUUAUGAUACAAACAUUGCUGCUUUUCAAAUGAAAAUUACUUUGUUAUCAUGCCAACUAGAUACUGGUCUCUAUCAUAACAAGGUCACCUUCAGCCUCACUCCAAAUCAGAGGCUUGGCAACUAAGUACACAACUGUAAAAUGGCCUAUUUGCCUUACAAAGUUCUUAUUUUAAGGGAUAUUCAAAACAUCCUGCACAAUAAUCUUUUUGUUUUGCUGUCAUUAUAGACAGUGCUAAUGUGGAAAGCCUGUUAUCAUCUGCUCUCUUGUAAAUGCAGGCCAGAAAGUUACAUAUAUCUCAAUGUUUUGUUCUACAGGUAAGAGGAAGAAGUGCUGGAACAGUGAUGAGUAAGGUGUCAACUCCAAAGUCUGCUGCUGGUGAGAUUGUUCCUAAGGAAUAUGAUGUCAUUGAAGAGGUCAUAACAUUACUAGGGAGAAUGGAAAGUGACAGACUUUCAACUCAAGAUGGCUUGGUUAAAGAAAGAGAACGAGUGCAGUUCCUCAGAAAUGAGAUUGAUGCUCAGGCCUACAAGCGCAUGCAUGAUCUUCCACUGGCUGUGCAAAGGGGUAAACAAAAAAGAAUUCACUAGCAUUUAAGAUAUUUCUAAAUUCACCAAAUGAGCAUGCUUAACAUACCAAAGAUACUUUACUUUGAAACAUAUUGUUGUAUUAACUCUUACUGGUAUUCCUCAUAACCUAACACAGGUUUGCUGUGGAUGUCUUUUACUGACUCAUAUUUGUUUUUUGUAUAAUGCUCAAGACAGAAUGAGGUUCAGUUAGUUUCUCUCUUCUUUAUAGAGCAUGAAGCCUGUGCUAUUGAUAUAAAUGAGUUAAGAUGGCAUUGUGCUUAUCAAGGCAGAAUUGAAGCCAGGAUCAAGGAAAGGGUGCAUCAUGCAGGUGUGAUUUUGAUUUAGUCAAUUAUCCUUUCCUAGUUUAUACAUGUGUAAUGCUGAGAUAACACUGAAUUUUACUGCUUUUAAGUCACAGGACACUGUCCAACCACUCAAUUAAUUUUGAUUAGGUUGUUUAAUAGAUGUUACUCCAUAAAUUACUUAUAUUAGCAAGAUAAUCAAAUUCCAUGUUGCUUUUAUUUCCUUCUGUAGAAGUUAGACAUACAAAGGUUUUGCAAGAUCUGAGCAACAUACAGAAACACUGGUGAGUUAACAGGGUUCAUCACAUUUGUUUCAUUUGUCAGUUGUGUACAGUGACAUCUCCUCUGGGAAUUCCUUGCACACUUCCUUAAUGAACAACAGUCUUAAAACUUGAACAAAAUAAUAGAAUUAUAAUUUUUUUAUUAGGUGAUAGCAUGUUUUCUGAUGUAGAUGCUAAACACAUGGUGCUCUCCCUUAUUUCAAGUACAACAAGUAGAACAAAAUUUCAAAAGGGAAGAGCAGUCUGUUUACCUGUUGAAUUAAUGAGGAUUCCAAACAAUUUUUUUGGAGGUAAUAAGAGGCAAUACAGGUAGUAAAUUUUACAAGUUACCACCUGAAAACUACAUGCAAAGUUCUUUUGUCUCUCAAAUCUACUCACUUUUUUAAAUCCUAAAUAUUGUCAUGGUUGGAUAUAUUUGGGACAGUUUAUUAUAUUGUCCUUGUAAGAUUAAAUUAAUGUUUUGAUUAAGGUUUUAUCUAAUGAAUAAAAUUAAUGAAUUUGCAUUUUCAGUCCUUUGGUUGAAGAGAAACUUGAUCUAGAAGGUGAAGCAAUGUCGAGCAUACAACUUAAACAAGAUGAAACAGAUGAAGAAUUAAGUAAUACUCUUGAUAGACUAGAGGCUACAGAAAGAAAAACAGCAGAAGCUCAAGGAAAAGCUACCCAAGAAAGGGCUCUAAUAAAACAGGAGGUUGAUGUUGUACGCAAUGAACUCAAUGCUGUCAGGUAUUUAUUUUUUUUUUAUAAAUGUUUUAUUAAACAUUUUAAAUAGCCCAUUCUGGAGCUAGUUAUGAAUUUUCUCCCUCUGCUUGUCCAGCCUGUAAGCUGGCAGUUGUUAAGGAUUUUUUAGUGCUUGGACUGUCACUGUGCUUUGAGGGGAGCAAAGAAUUGAAAAUUGAAACAGCUCACUGCUUGUUCUUUUUACACUUUUGGCUUUAUGUCAAUUUGGGUCCACAAGACUGCUAGUUUCACAAGCUAUUGAUUUUUUCAGCAUUACAAAUUGACUAUUAAAAUUUAAUACAUUAAGUGUAAUUGUACAUUACCUGGAGAGUAAAAAGGGAUGAGUGAGGCCAAAUUGGCCAAAAUAUUAAAACUCAAUGAAAUCAUGUUCUCUGCAUACACAUGAAAGUAAAUUAAUUUUUGAUAAAAAAUAUUGACAAUUGUAUGUGUAUGAGUGAUUCUGUGUCACUUUUGCAGGGAAUGGUAGUGACAAAGUAAAUAGUGAUGACUGCAACAUAUAAUAUUUGAUCCUCUGCCUUAAGUUAGCUUUACAAGCAUUUGAAAAAGAUGACUUGUAUCGUUGGAUUCUGACCUAAAAUUAUUCAGUUAAUAUUAAUCACUUCCUUGUGUCCCAUGUAAGUUGAAAGUCCCUAUCAUUUUCAUUUGUGGUUAAAUUAAUGGGGUGCAGUAUCUCACACCCAGUUAUGCACUGCUAGAGAAUAGCCCAUGAACAACCCCUGAAAAUUAUUACAACAAUAAAUAAUUUAUAUAUUUUUUUAACCAAACAGCGAUGAACUGGCACAAUUAAGGAUGUACUAUACGUCUAACACACAUACUAUGAAUGACAUCAGAAACACUCUCACAGAAAAUGCCGAACAGCUUGUAGUGCUGGGUGAGUUUUUGUAAUACAAGUGUGUGUAAAUUUUUUAAAACAAGAAUUAUUGCUUUAAAUGCAAGAGUUGAGUAGUUAAAGUUAUGUGGCCAGAGGAGCUACUGUAUGUCAUGUUCUGUCCACCCUGAAAAGUGAAUCAGCAUAAAUUCUUUUAGUGUAUCAUUUGGAACCAUUUCCAUCUUCACCCCCCUUAGCUAUCCAGACUCCUUUUGAUUUACUCUCAUCUCUACAGUGCUUUUUGUCCUAUCAAACAACUACAUGUAUUUGAAAAUCCAGUUCCUUUGGAAUGCAGUGCUUUAUAAUGAUCAAAUCUGAUCAAACUAUUUGAAGCUCAAAAAUAUGGGCACAAUUCAACCAGCUUAUUCUGUUACUUCAGUCCUGUUGCAUUUUCUUGACUUUAGCCGUUUGACUCAGUGUUUUCUCCAUUGCAUUGGUCACUUCAUUUUCAAAUUGUAUAUCAACAGCAAGUUGUAUGCUUUGUUUUUCAGAAAGAAGAGAAGAAAGAAUCAAGGCCUUAGAAGCAACUCAGCAAGACAAGGUUAUAACCACAUCCGUGAUAAAUCUGUUUCACUUGUAAUCCGACUUUUUGUAACUGAUUUCUCACCUGUCGUCUCUGUGGGAGAUGCAACAUAACAUAAACAUGUGUACCUCUCUGCACUCGCGAGUAUAAAUGGAGCCAAAUGGGAACUGGCAAACUUUUUUGAGACGCCUGACAAAAUACUGAGGGGACAAUUGGUAACAGAUUGCUUUUUCGCUUGGGAGAGUAUAGUGACACUCAUGUUAGCUUCAUACUAUGAAUAGUGGGUUACACGCCAACUGUGUGACAACAUGAGUCUUUUAGCACGUAUACCAUUCUACACUUUACUCCUUCAGCAGAAAGUAAAAGAGUUGUUCAUUUUUUUUAGGUGCAAAGAAUUCGAGAAAAAAUUGUAGAACAAGAAGCAGAACAUAUAAAGCUUGUAGAUGAGAACAACAAGCUGAAGACGGACAAGCAGAUAACAGUAAGUGAACUUGUUGUUGACAGCUGAGACUGUCACUGCGAUAUGUUGGAGAAUGAGCAAUCAAUAUAUGGAUUCCACUUAAAAUUUCAAUGCACUGUUCAAAGCAGACGCUUAUGACGAGAUGCAGACUAUGAAGAGUCUUACAUUCCCGUCAGAUAUUUUAAGUUAUUUUAUUUGUAACUUGGUAGCUUCUUUAACAUACCUUGGUGGAAUAACAGAAAUUAUCGUUUUCCAGAAUACGCUUUUUUUCGAAUAGAUAGCAAAAAGCCGUAGAUAGCAAGAAUGAUUGAGGAUGUAGAGAAUCUAACUCUAAGCGAAGAACAAUUUGAAAGCUUCUAUGAUAAAUUUUUCCAGAUGCGCAAAUUCUAAGUUUUCUUUCAUUCCAAAGAAUCCGAAAUAUUAUGAAUGCGCAUAUUACAGCUCUUUUGAUAACAACUGAAAGCCAUUUGUAUCUUGGAAGUUUUGCAAUUUUUGACAUCCUUACUUAUUUCUGAUAUUUUUGUGGCUCUUUAAGCAAGCGUCUAUGGAAAGCGAAAAUAGCAAGUUGGAGCUUGAAAUCAAGAAUGCUUCCAAGAAACUUAAGGACUUAACCAGAAGAAUCAAAGAAAGCAAAGCUGAAAAUAGCAAGCUGAACAUGAAGCUGGAACAAUGGUGUGUAAUGAAUGGCCUUUUUAAAGGGGUUUUCUAAUUAGCAUAUAAAGAUUCUAUACAAUGCGUUGCUUAAAGAAAAAUUUUUAUUCCGGAGCGCGGAAAAAUGAUUCACCGUCCCGCUUGACCUUGCUGUUCGUGUGUGUCUUGCGCUUUCCCCCGCUCCUCUGAAAAACGCUCAAGAUAAUGCGUAUUCUUCACGCUGUAUUGUAAACGACUGUAUUGUAAACGACUAGAGAGGAAAAUGGCUGUGUAUAACUUAUAUAGGCUGCGCGUCAGUUACUCAAUUAGGUUUUCAAGUCCAAAAAGGCGUCGAUCAAAGUAAGUUUCUCUCAAGUGGUGAUCUCUUUUUUUUUCCUGACAGUGCGAAACAAAAAAUUGCGGAUGAAAAGGCUGUGAAGAGAGCACAACAGGAGAUGGAAAAAAUUGAAGAGCAGAUGGAGGUAUAUGCAUGUGCAUCACUAUGUAGUAAUCUUGGGUGUAGCUUUUGUUGACCUUUAAAUUAUAAAUCGUUUUACAUUGGAAUUUUGGACUACAAAUACAGAGGGUGUACUUCCAUGUAAGGCAAAUUCUUGAUGAACUGUGUGAUAAGUGUUGUGUAAUAAUUAUUGCAAUUGUUGUUGUAAAUUACGAUGUCAAAAAUAACUAUGAACCCGAUGACAGUGAUGCAUGUGUGAAGGGUUUGAUUAAGCACCUCGAUCUUUAUUUUUUCCUUAAAAUCAGAGUCAACACUUGGAAAAAAAAAACCAAAUUACUUGACCUUAAAUUCCAAAAACUUAAGGAGAGAUCUUAGAACAGAACAAAGUUAUUUGUUUCUUAAAAAAAUUGAUUGCAGUGCGCUGCAUGGUGGACGAAUGAAGCACCUUCAUGACUUAGUCGAACAUAUGUCUUACGAUGCGCUUAAGGCUGGGAGGUCGACUUUCCAAAAUUUCCAAGGGCCGUUGAUUUCCUUUUUCACGUCUCAGGUGGCACUUUUACUUUUACUGAACGCGAUACUAACAGUAUUACUAUUGCUCAGGUUUCCAAGGAAGAGACGAAGAAAGUCGAGGUUCUUCAUGACAACCUCUCAGAAGUUCUAGUCGUCAAGAAAGAAGAAGUGAUGGGUAUUGAAGAAUCACUGAAAACUACUGCUGAUGCACUCAAGAAACAACUUAAGGACGAAGCUCAUGCUAGGACUGUUCUACAGGUCAGUGAAGAUAACGCACCACUCUUAUUGUUCUCUAUGGUUGUCGGAAUCAUUCUAGUCGUCUCAAAAGCCCCUAAGGUAAAAGGACGAUUUUGCGCGAUUUUCGAAGCUACCUCUAUGACCAUUAACGACUUGAACGAGUGGAACCAUGGCAAUGUAAGGCUAAUGUAUGCUUUCUCUUUUCCCGCUAGGCAAGGAUCACAUCCGACACACAGGACCUUGCCAAGACACACGUUGACUCCAAAAAGAAACGAGAAAAAGUAAGUUUUGUCUAGUGUCAUAAAUUGUUGUAGAAAUCUUUAAAAUAAUCAUCUCUAAGGUAUACCAUACAAAAAAACAUUUUGUACCUGUCAUUUCUUGCAACUGAGAGGUGGUAAUUUUUUCCUCUUUUAGGCUACACAGCGGGCAGAGGAAAUGGUAAAGCUUGUUGAUCACGUGAAAGACCAGGUUGGUAGUUUUUUUUUGUGCGUGUUUUAACCUUGAGAUAUUAUGGAAUGCCUAUGUUCUUUGAGCAGAUGAAAAGAAAUAACCGACUGACUCACUGACUGGCCCACUGAUCGAUUCAUACUGCAUGACGAAGGGCUAACGCUCGAAACACCGCUAGCUUUAGAAACUCUCUACGCUAUUAUCUUUGUUGAUAAAAUCACAUUAUGUUGUAAUGCCCUCACCGACGCAGCACCGCAGUAUUAAUAGAAACUUAACUCCUUCAUUCGAAACUCGAGGAAUUGACAGGCUAAGUGACUGAUGGUUUUUGUAACUAAUGAAAUGACCAACUGAUUGAGUGAUUGAUUUAUGGACCGACGACAGACAGACUUGCGGACUGCUUGACUUGAUUGUUUGAUUGAUUGAUUUCCUCAGGUUUCAAAACUGGAAAAGAUUCAUAAUGAGAGACAAGAGGUAAGCUAUAGAAAGACUUAUUCUCUCAGAUUUACAUUUCGUGAUCAGAUAAGAUUUUUUGAUAAAGUUUUCAUCAAUUUCAUCUGCAACUUCCGUUUUUUCAUGUUGUUUCUUCACUGUAUUAGACCAUCGCGCAACUUAACAAGAUUUUGGACAAGGUGAAACAACAAUACAACGAUAUGGAAUCGAAAUUCCAGGGUGAAAUCUCUGAGCUGCUCCCGAAAGAAGAGGAAUUAAAGGUUUGAUUGGAUGAAUUUUUGUGUUUCAUGUUACAUGACAUGCGUGGUUUCAUUCAGAGGUGCUAUCCAUGAGUAGAACACUUUCCCUUCACAUUUGAUUGGUCUAUUGCAGAAAGAAACCAUGGAAUUAACUAAACGUUUAGAUCACAUCACUUGGAAAUCCGAGAUGAUGGAGAAGAAAAUGGCGGACAUGGAGUCUUCCUCGCAAAUGAUGAACAAAGUCAUAGCCACAACCCAAGAGAAUAUAAAUGAUCUGAAGUGAGUAACUUUGUCGUAAACUGAUUGAUUUCUUUCUUCUUCUUUAUUCACUCAUUCAUAAUCUCACUCACUCAACUAUUUAAAGGCUUUCAUGCAUAAAGCGCGCUUUCUCAAGACCUAAACGUUCACAGAGCAAUUGUUAGACUAAAAGCAGUCCCUCCUUUUCGGCUUAGUCCGUCGUGCAAGUAAAAAAAAAACGGCGAAAAAAUUUUAUAAGAGCGCGCCGCGCGAAUCGCACUCCCAGAUUUCCGUGCGAAGCUCCAACGUCCAUUUUUUUUUCCGCUUAUAUUGUGUGACUCGCACGACGGACCUCACUGAAAAGUAGAGACUGCUCUUAGUCUAAGCGAUGGCGAAAUGAGUGUCGCAAGUAAUCUGCGGUUGCGUUGGUGAAAGAGCUCUUAUCCUCCGCACAUUGAUACCUUUAUCAGCGCUUGCUCUGAAGUUUUCCUUUUCGCGCGUACUGUACGUCUCUUCGCAGUUUCACUUGUAUAUCUAUCCUAACUUUUUCCUUUCUUACUCGUGUACAUAAACCCUGCAAGCACUGGAAAUAAUAUCAAAAAUGUUGUUUUUUUUAGCGAGGAAAUGACUGAAUUAAAGAUUCAAAUAGAGACAGGAUUUGAAACCGAGCAAGGCUUAAAGAAAUCCCUUCAACAACUUGAAGGUAUUUUGUACAUAAAUGCGACCCAUGCAGUGUUGUGAGAAUUAUCUGCGUCUCUCUCUGUUUCUUAACAUUUUUGGGUGAACUGAAGACUAUCGUGAAAGUAUCCUGCACACGCUUUACCGAGAUAGGAACAAGUCUCACUCUUUUUGUUAUGAGAACGAGGGAUUUUACUAGCAUAUUAUAUUUGUCACAAAAUCAUCUCUCAAGCAAGUUCUCCGGAGUUCCUAAAAACCCUAUGAAUAAAAACCAAAACGUGCUACCUACCAUUCACGUCAUGUUGUUCUAUCAAGCAAAACUUGCACAGAGCGCUAUUUAUAUAGUGAAGAACUUUGCAUGUGAUUUGACUUGUAGAGAGAAUCAAUCGAAGCAAAGAUAAUCACGAAAAGCAUAUGGAAGAAAGGGAUCAGGUGUUAACAACCAAUCAGGUAAUGAGAUUUGUUAUGUGGCGGGAAAACCUGAGUGAAACACAAUGUAUUAUAAUUUAUGCAAACAAGACGCUGGAGAGUGGAGGAAACUCCUCUUCAAAUAAAUGACAUGGAACUAUUUAACCCUUUACUCCCUAACAUCAGAAUGAAUAUUCUCCAAACUACUCUUAGACAUUUCCAAGGGUUCUGACAAGGAGAAUUUGUUCAACAAUCAAAAGCCUCUUUCGUUGAUGAUCAUUUCCUUUAUUCUCAUGACCUUAAUGUUUGAUUUAGGGGUGAUGUUGUCAGGAGAAAUUAGGUGUUAGUCACUCUUAGGGGUUAAAGGUUAACAAUAAGAUUAUGAGCUCGUUGUUUCUAUGGCGUGAUAGUUGAUGGGGCAAGGCCCUAAUCAGAGCGAAAAAUUUAUUUGUUUCAAUAUAAAUCUAGUGGACGGUCAAAACUUAACAAGACAGAAGGUUACAAGCUAAGCCCGUCACUGUAUUAGAAGUGAGCCCUUACUACCCAAUCAGACUUAAAGAAACUUUUUGACAAUUUUUCCCUAGAGAGGAGUAAAAACAGCCCUGAGUGAAAACAAGAAACUGGCGAUAGUUUACCAAAGGUCGCAAAACACCUUGUUGAAUAACAAAGCUGCUUUGCUGAGGCUUGUCGAGAGAAGAGUUAACAAUGAAGACAGCUUGAAAGAUCACAGAGAGGUGCUUUUAAGUAAAAUUGCUCAAAGUACCAUCAUUUCUUUGUAAUGGAGCAAUCUUUACGUCAAGAUGUUUUGCGAGUUUUUUUAUGGACUAAGACUUGAAGAGUACCGCAGGAUGUUGACUCAAAAAGACAGAAAACAAAAGAUAGGCAGUUAUGCACCAACAAUGAACAAGGCUGGUUAAAGAUUGGGGAAGAUUAGAACAGAUUUCAAAUGAUAACCGUGUCAAAGGAAGUAGGUUAGAUUUUUCGUCGGAGGAGGAGCAAAAGAGAGGCCAUACCGUAUACAGGGGAUAAGUUUCUGAAGAAAAUUUGCUGC
Molecule: messenger RNA, 11488 nt
Organism: Pocillopora meandrina
Lineage: Eukaryota; Metazoa; Cnidaria; Anthozoa; Scleractinia; Pocilloporidae
Source: the annotation of a GenBank genome assembly